AUGCUGGACAAAGCAUCUUUGACUUCUCCACCCGUAGUUCUAGCCUCUGGCGCCCUCCUCCUUCUGCUCCCAUUCUUGCUCAUCCCCCAAUUCAACGGACGGUCGAAACAUCGUCCCAUCCUGGCGCUGCCGCGCCUCUGGCCUCGGCGUCGCCAAUCCAGUGAAGUCGUCUCACUCCGCGUCUAUCCCAUCAAAUCAUGUCGCGGCUUUGAAGUCCAGUCCACCACGCUCAGGGAGCAAGGCCUCGAUCUCGAUCGGCGCUGGAUGCUCGUGGAUGCGUCCACGCAUGAAUUCUUGACAAUUCGCCAGAUUCCGCACAUGACUCGGAUCCGGACUGCGUUGAGUGCCGACGGCGAAGAAUUGGUCAUCACCGUGCCACUUUCCCAGGAUGGUCGGAGCGAUCAGACAACUGGUGCGGAAUCCCGCCAGUCUGACGUUCGGACAAUUCGUAUUCCCUCUCAUCCAUCCCGCGAGUGGCUGGACGCAAACACCGCGGUCUCCACCGUGACAAUCUGGUCCAAUGACACAGACGGAUAUAUCUACACUGAUGAAAUCAAUCAGCCAUUCUCAGAAUUCCUUGGCCGCCCCGUGGCGCUGGCAUACAAGGGUCCGAAACCUCGCGUUCUCCGGGGCAACGGGGAUCCCAAACUCCUAGGACGCACCCAGAGCACCGGGUUCCCGGACGUGUGUCCCAUAUUGAUCGCAUCGGAAGCAUCCCUGGCAGAGUUGAACACACGAUUGCAAUCUCAAGAUCUCGAUCCAAUCACCAUUGAACGAUUCAGACCAAACAUCAUCGUCCGCGGCGAGACGCCCUGGAUCGAAGAUUCAUGGAAGACCGUGCGGCUACGCCGCGCGUCCGCAUCUUCCGCAUCAAGCGCCACGGGCUCAAUCCCAGAUGAUCAGCGUGAACCGCUGGAUGUGGAUAUCGUUGCGCGCUGUGCGCGCUGCCAGGUACCGAAUGUGAAUCCCGAAACGGCUGUCAAGCACAAGAAGCAGCCGUGGGAUACGCUGGUCUCGUAUCGUCGCAUUGACGAGGGGAUCAAGUUCAAGCCUUGCUUUGGGAUGCUGGCUGCGCCCCGGAGUGAGGGGAUUGUCGAAGUGGGCAUGACACUGGAGGUUUUGGAGGAGACGGACAAGCAUCGAUACCAUACCGGAUUUUGA
This is a messenger RNA of Penicillium oxalicum, 1161 nucleotides long. RefSeq names its product MOSC domain-containing protein. Lineage: Eukaryota; Fungi; Ascomycota; Eurotiomycetes; Eurotiales; Aspergillaceae. The coding region runs from base 1 to 1161 and encodes 386 amino acids. The record is from RefSeq and is a predicted model, not a curated record. Gene Ontology annotation, molecular function: molybdenum ion binding; pyridoxal phosphate binding; catalytic activity. The transcript has a single exon.